This is a messenger RNA of Periophthalmus magnuspinnatus, 987 nucleotides long. RefSeq names its product olfactory receptor-like protein COR4. The record is from RefSeq and is a predicted model, not a curated record. Gene Ontology annotation, biological process: G protein-coupled receptor signaling pathway. Gene Ontology annotation, molecular function: G protein-coupled receptor activity; olfactory receptor activity. Bases 1 to 987 code for a protein of 328 amino acids. Gene Ontology annotation, cellular component: membrane. NCBI's taxonomy places the organism in Eukaryota, Metazoa, Chordata, Actinopteri, Gobiiformes, Gobiidae. The transcript is spliced from 3 exons.
AUGCAGAACCUAUCGUUGCAUCUGGACGUGCUCCUGUUGGACGGCGUGCCCGUGUCCCCUGGCUCCGCCCCCCUCGCCUUCGCCCUUCUUCUUCUGGUGUACGUGUUCAUCAUAGUGUCCAACCUGGGCCUGGUGCUGCUCAUCUGGAUAGACCGCCGUCUGCACACGCCCAUGUACCUGCUCUUCUGUAACCUGGCCGUCACCGACGUGCUCGCUAACGUCAAUGUGGUGCCGCGCGUUCUGCUGGACACGUUGAGACCGCCGGCCGAGCGCCUCAUCUCGUACCCCGAGUGCGUGGCGCAGGCGUUCUGGGCCCACCUGCUGGCGACGGGCAUGAGGACAGUGCUGAUGGUAAUGGCGUUUGACCGUUAUGUGGCAGUGUGUUUGCCCCUGCGUUACAGCGCCAUCAUGAGCCCGAGGAUGUUAGUGAAGCUGCUGGUGGCGGCGUGGAGCGCUGCGCUCGUCCUGGUGUCUGUGCUCAUCGGGCUCACUGUGCGUCUGAACCGCUGCCGCCUGCUGGUGGUGGGGCUGCAGUGCAGUAAUGCUGCGCUUUUCGGGCUGUCGUGCGAGAGCGUGUUUGUGAAUAACGUCUACGGUUUGACCUUCACCACGAUGUUGUACCUGUCGUCGGCGGGCUCCCUGGUGUUAACCUACGGCAGCAUCAUAGCGGUCAGCGUGCGGCGCGAUCGCACUCUGAACCUUAAGGCCCUGCGUACCUGUCUGUCACACCUCCUCGUCUACUUCUUGUCGCUCUUCAGCGGUUUGACCGUGAUCCUGUUCACGCGUUUCCCAAAACUCAGACAGGAGCGGCACCUCGCCAGCGUCCUCUACACCGUCCUCCCCGGCUGCUUCAACCCGCUCAUCUACGGCCUGCAGUCACAAGAGAUACGGAACUAUGUGCGUGCAGUGUUCCGGGGGAGCGUGUUCCGGGGGAGCAUCAUGUUUCGGGGGAGCGUGUUUCAGAGGGCGUGCACUAAGAGGAAGUGA